AUGGGAUUCUUUGUCGCACCAGUAGAAGCUCUUCCCGAAAUCUCAGUAACCGACGUAUACUUCACCCACCAGCGAGGAAAAUACAUGGGCUUCUACGCUUUCUCCCUAGCGGGAAGCAACUACUUUGCCCCUAUCAUCUCCGGCUUCAUCGCAGAAGGUCAAGGCUGGCAAUGGGUGUUCUAUUGGCCGGCAAUCUUCCUCGCCGUGACGUUAGUCCUCUUGUUUUUUUGCAUGGAAGAGACAAACUAUACGCGCAAGAUCGAGGGGAUACUUGUCGCUAGAGACUCUCCAGAGACGGAACCAUCCAAGGUUUUGGACCAGGAGAAAGCCGACAUAACGACGUCGCCGUCCACUAUGAGCGAUGACAUGCGAGUGUCAUCCAAGACUUUUGCUCAAAAGCUAUCUCUAUGGCAGACAUCUCCAGGAGCGAACGUCUUCGAGCGUGCGAAGCGUAGUCUGAUAUACAUUAGCUGGCCUGUUAUCUUCUACUCAGGUUUCAGUUACGGUUCAUACCUCAUUUGGUUUAACGUCUUGAACGCUACUGCUUCCAUCAUUCUUGGUGGGCCAGGAUACAACUUCAAGCCCUCCAUGGUCGGUCUAAGUUAUGUGUCUUGUUGUAUCGGGGUCAUUGCUGGGGCGCUGUUCUCUGGGCGCUUCAGCGACUGGCUAACGAUCAAAUUAGCGCGUAGGAACAAUGGUGUCAUGGAAGCGGAGCACCGUCUAUGGCCUUUCGCAGUGUGCCUAGUAAUGGUUCCGGCAUUCUUGAUACUCUGGGGUGUUGGCGCUGCGCAUGGCGUACACUGGUUCGGACUCGUCUUUGCCAUGGGAUGUGUAGCGUUCACCUCUUCUGUCGGCGUCACAAUCAGUGUGAACUACAUGAUCGAUAGUUAUCACGAUAUUAGUGGCGAUGCGAUUGUGACGGUCAUCUUGAUUCGCAACACCAUGUCCUUCGCCAUAAGUUACGGGCAAGUUCUCCAGUGCAUCUGA
Molecule: messenger RNA, 987 nt
Organism: Alternaria arborescens
Lineage: Eukaryota; Fungi; Ascomycota; Dothideomycetes; Pleosporales; Pleosporaceae
Exons: 1
Coding region: 1-987 (328 amino acids)
Biological process (GO): transmembrane transport
Molecular function (GO): transmembrane transporter activity
Source: RefSeq, a predicted model, not a curated record